Molecule: messenger RNA, 987 nt
Organism: Cyclopterus lumpus (lumpfish)
Lineage: Eukaryota; Metazoa; Chordata; Actinopteri; Perciformes; Cyclopteridae
Product: leukocyte cell-derived chemotaxin 1-like
Exons: 7
Coding region: 34-987 (317 amino acids)
Biological process (GO): negative regulation of angiogenesis; negative regulation of endothelial cell proliferation
Source: RefSeq, a predicted model, not a curated record
GACUGGGGUCCCCUCAGGUGUUUGGAUCCAGUCAUGGCCGGGAACUCAGAGAAAGUGCCGAUCGCGUCGGCGGGACCAGAGGACCUGCAGCACUUCAUGCCCCCGGCCUACUCCGCCGUGGCCGUGAAGCCCGCCGCCACCGGCCGCCUCCUCAAGGCCGGGAUCGCGGUGCUCAUCGCCGGGGCUUUCCUCCUGCUACUGGGGGCAGUCGGAGCUUUCUACUUCUGGAACCAUAAUGACAAACACAUCUACAAUGUCCACUACAGCAUGAGCAUCAAUGGCAAAGUGGAGGAGGGUACGAUGGAGAUCGACUCGGCCAACAACAUGGAGCGAUUCAGCACCGGCAGCGGGGCGGACGAGGCUGUGGAGGUCCAUGACUUUGAGAUUGGGAUCACGGGGAUCAGGUUUUCAGGGGGCGAGAAGUGCUACAUCAAGACCCAAGUGAAGGCCCGUCUGCCCGACGUGGAGGCUCUCAACAAGGACUCCAUGACAUUCGACCUGGAGGACGAGGUGAUGCCGGCCAAGUUUGAGGACGAUCUGAUCUGGGUGGCGGCUGGCACUCCCCUCUCGGACUCCGGCUUCCUCAGCAACAAGAUAAAGGACUUGUGCGGAGACCUGCCAAUCUUCUGGCUCCGUCCCACCUACUCACCCAGCGGACAGAGGGAGAGGAGGGCCGCCCUUCGCCAGCGCCGCCAGGCAGCCGGGGCCGGCGAGGAGGAAGAGGACGUGGAGGCAGAGUUCAACCCGGAGAACCCUUAUCAGAGAGGUCUUGAGGGCGAGGAGGGCGCCAUGAACAUCGACCCCAUGCUGGACCACCAGGGCGUGUGCUGCAACGAGUGCCGUCGCAGCUACACCCACUGCCAGAGGAUCUGCGAGCCGCUGGGAGGGUACCAACCGUGGCCGUACCACUAUCAGGGCUGCAGGGUGGUGUGUAGAGUCAUCAUGCCCUGCAACUGGUGGGUGGCGCGCAUUUUGGGUCUGGUGUAA